Messenger RNA from Alosa sapidissima (American shad), 757 nucleotides. Its product is annotated as butyrophilin-like protein 2. The coding region runs from base 332 to 757 and encodes 141 amino acids. The record is from RefSeq and is a predicted model, not a curated record. Lineage: Eukaryota; Metazoa; Chordata; Actinopteri; Clupeiformes; Clupeidae. The transcript is spliced from 7 exons.
AGAACAGGACUAAUCCAGAGACUCAGCACUCAGGAUUCCAGCUCUACUGAGAGAGGAAGUGAAGUCAGUAGAUCAGCUGUUCCACACGAGGGACUGGUACUGGGAGAGAAAAUGGCCUCCGUAUCUCUUUGAAGAGGAGUUCUCCUGUUUACGCUGAAACACUCAGGGAUCCUCUUCUCCUGGAGUCAUAGUGUGUGUGAAGCCUACAGCAGCAGUGUCCAGUCUGCAGGAGAAACAGCCUGUGUGUGUGAAGCCUCUACAGCAGCAGUGUCCAGUCUGCAGACUGUUUGGUGUGUUGCAGGGGCUGCUGCACUAGACUGAGGAAGGCAAAAUGGCAGCUGGGGGCACAGACAACGAUUAUAAACUGGUCAUCCCUGAUCAUGUUGUGAAGUGUAAAGAUGGUGAUGAUGUCACACUGCGCGGUCACCUCUCUCCUGAAACCAGUGCUGUUGCCAUGGAGAUCAGGUGGUUUAGACAGACAGACUGUAUCUACCUGUAUAGGAAUGGUCAUGUGAUAGAGGGGAGGGGCUACGAGGGCAGAGUGAGUGUGGACCCCCAGCAGCUGCAGAGAGGAGACGUGUCUCUCAGACUGAGGAGGAGCAGAAGGGGAGAUGAUGAUGAUAGAGGAGUGUACACAUGCCAGGUCAUCAGUGGAGGACACCAGGAGGAGGGAAGAGUCGGGUUGGGGAUCUACAAUAUGAGGAUGAGACGUCCCAGUGAUCGCUAUGUCUGCAGUGGAGUCACACAUUCAUCAUGA